AUGAUCACGAAAACGGAAGGGGCGGGGCCGAUCGCGGUUGAGCAGUCCAAUACGGGGGGCCGGUGGGCUCCAGCUGGGCAUAGAAGACAGCUGAGUAACGGUAAAGAGUCAAAGGGGCAGAAAGAAGACAGAAGCAAGAGCACCGGGAGACGGCGCGGACGGAGCAGCAGCACGCAAAAGAUAGAAGCGAGAAAAGGCGACGAGAACAAAAAGAAAGCUAGAAAAAGCGAAAGAAGAGGGGAAGGAGAAGGCAGCGAAGGAGGGGCCCAAAGGACGAACAACGGGAGCGAAAAGGAGAAAAGCAAGAGGAGAAGAGAGGCAAACGCCCCGAAGGAGGGAACAGAAGAGGAGGACGGGAGAAACAAAAGCAGCAACACAAGAGAAGCCGCAAAACAAGGCCAACAAGAACGAGGCCAGGUCAUAGCCGAGGAGUGGCAAGCAGCGGCCGAGCGGAUAGAGGGGGGGCGAAAGGAAGGGGAAGGUCAAGAGGGGAAAAGAACGAAAAAGGAGCCGAAACACGGACAAGAAGCAAGAGGGCACGGAAGACGCCGAUCAGAGCGUGGCAAGCAGGUGGAUGGCAGCGGACAGGAUAGAGGGGCAGCGAAGCCGGCGGAGAGGAGACCGGAGGACGAGGGAAAAACCAGGGCAAACACCGAACCAGCGGGGCACACAGGAGACAACGGGGGGGGAAGAAAGAAGCCGCCAAAGGGGCUGACCAAGCAGAAGCGCAGGCCGCGCGCAGAGCGCAACCAAGCGGACAGGGGGAGGGGCGCAGCGAGGGAGGAACGACGGGGAAGACAAAGCGGCAGGUACAGAACGACAGAGAGCAAGAAGGGCCCCAGGCAGGCGGGGGGGCAGAGGCAGCGCACCGGCCGAGGAGCAGAGACAAAGAGGAAAGGCAGGAAGCAAGAGAGGGAAGAGCAAGCAGAGAAAGCAAAAAAAAGGAGAGGCAGAGGAGAAGAUGAGAAAGACGCGGAGGAAGGCGAGGACGAGCAAACAGGAGAGCUGGCGCGCUGCUUUUUCAGCAAUGUUGUAAGUUGA
Ananas comosus (pineapple) is the source of this 1041-nucleotide messenger RNA. RefSeq names its product high mobility group nucleosome-binding domain-containing protein 5-like. The record is from RefSeq and is a predicted model, not a curated record. The transcript is spliced from 2 exons. NCBI's taxonomy places the organism in Eukaryota, Viridiplantae, Streptophyta, Magnoliopsida, Poales, Bromeliaceae. Bases 1 to 1041 code for a protein of 346 amino acids.